GAGGUUCCUCGCUGAGGGCACCGCCGUGAAGGUUCUCAAGGAUGUCUACGUGAAGGUUCUCAAGGACGUCCAUGGAGGCAGGCCGCAGGUCAUCGGCAUCAACGACUGCAAGAGCCGCUUCAUCUACCGCGUCGUCUCCUCCAUGUUCAACACCGUCGCCGUGAAGAAGGUGGCCAUGCGGUUCGCCUUCAAGAAGGAUACCGGUGACACCCGCGAGACACCGGUCAUCGACAUGUGCUUAGGUCUGCUUGGCGACAAGGCCGUCGUUAGCAUCUACGACCCGCAGGUGAGGCGUGACCUCGCCAUGAACAAGUUUGACUGGGACCACGCGCACCCUCGCCACCUGCAGCCGGUGGGCCGUGGGAGAGCCCGCCGGGCAGCCGUCACCGUCACGUCGGACGCGUACGAGGCCGUCCGCGAUGCGCACGCCGUCUGCAUCCUGACCGAGUGGGAUGAGUUCAGGAGCCUCGACUGCUGGCGCAUGUACAACGUGAUGCAGAAGCCGGCUUUCGUCUUCGCCCUCGCAGGAUUCAUCAUCUAUGCAAUUGGCAAGCCGCUUGACCAAGCCCAGUGGCUCAAGGUCAUGCCAGCCGUCGCCUGA
This is a messenger RNA of Aegilops tauschii subsp. strangulata, 601 nucleotides long. NCBI's taxonomy places the organism in Eukaryota, Viridiplantae, Streptophyta, Magnoliopsida, Poales, Poaceae. The record is from RefSeq and is a predicted model, not a curated record.